AUGGGAAUUUAUAGAAGGAUACUUUCUGUUUUGAAAAAUGAUAUAGUAAUCGGUGACCAGAAGUUUGAGUUUCUUGCUUUCUCAUCAAGUCAGCUGGGAGAAAAUUCUGUGUGGAUGUUUGCUUCAACGAAUGAGCUUAGUGCAGAUAGCAUCAGAGAAUGGAUGGGCGAUUUUCGUAACAUAAGAAAUGUGGUAAAUUUUGCAGCAAGGCUGGGUCAGUCUUUCGGUUCAUCCAUUGGAACAUUGAUUGUGAAUAGCGAUGAAAUUGAAGUUAUUCCUGAUGUGGAGAUUGAAGGAGAGGAUGGAACCAAAUACGUUUUCUUUGACGGAAUUGGCAAGAUUUCUGUUGAGUUUGCACGCAUAGUGGCAGCCAACUGUAAUCUCAAGGAUUACUCCUUCUGCCUUCCAAAUUCGGUAUGCAGGUUAUAA
This is a messenger RNA of Nelumbo nucifera (sacred lotus), 429 nucleotides long. The record is from RefSeq and is a predicted model, not a curated record. Lineage: Eukaryota; Viridiplantae; Streptophyta; Magnoliopsida; Proteales; Nelumbonaceae.